AAACAAGUCACUCAUCGGCAGGCUUGGGUAUAAAGGAGGCUCAGGCGAGCACUUCCAUCUUUAACUCCUCUUCUGUGUUGCACUCCAUCCUCGCUCUCAUUUUUUCGACGCCGUGCAAUUACCUCGCAGUCUUACCUCAAGCCACUUCACGCCGUCAUUAUGAUCGACUAUACGAAGGCAAUUCCUUUCGUCUUCGUUCUCGCACCUAUCCAAGACGCAAGAUACGCUACUGGUUUGGCCAGUCCAGCAGCAUGUACCUUUUCGGCUCUCGCACAAUCCUCUCCUGGUUCCGAUACUCCCCACGCCCUCGACGAUUCAUCCAGCUUGGACGAUACAACAUCAACUAUAAAUCAAGAUGAUACCAUGUCACACACCUUCUCAUCUUCAUUCUCGUGUCGUGUUGUCGAGCUUUUCAUCAUACUUAUCGGUCAAAUCGGUUUCCUCGUACAUCAAUUCCUACGAAUCUCAGAUGUUGUCGAUGUUCUCUCCUCCUCGUUCGCGACUCUCGAGCAGACUACCGACCUCGAAAUCACGAACCCCUGUGCCACGAUGGAGCUUGUUAAGCAAGAUGUCGAUUCCGUCAAAGAUCAGACUCGUUGCCAUGAACAAGUAAUAGCCCUCGAGGCUAGAGAAUUCGCCACCCUCAUCGCUAAUCAGCAACGCCAAAUUGACGACCUCGGCAAACAACUCCACGAAGAACGCGAAUUCUCGAGAGAUAUUAAGAAAAUUCUCAAUAAGCUUACUUCUCGUGUCUCGCGGGACAACGAGGAACUUGACGCUUUCCACGGGCGUCUGCACGAUGAACUCGCCUGUCAAAUUAAGGACCAAAUUAAAACGGCGCGAGAUGUCAUUGACCUUCGCAAGGAACUCGAUGUCUUCCACGAACGCCUGCAUGGCCAACUCAUCUCUCAAGUCAGGGACCAAAUCCGAACGGAGAACAAUGUUGCCGACCUUCGCAAGGAUAUCCCGAAGACACUUUCUCUAUACCACACGAGGAUCUCAGCUCUGGAAUCUGCAUUAUCUCAAGCUAAGCUGCCUCCUUCACUUCAAGACGUUUGCGACUCCAAACCUGCACAAAGCGCUACGUUUGUGGAUGCUAGCGCCAUUCCACAACGAAUUCUUCCUGGCUCCCAACAUCUUCCUACACCAACGAGUGCUGCGCCGAAACAAAGGUCAGGUAUCUCAAUCUCUGCUAGAUCUCUUCGGUUCAUUGAUCGUGAAUCAAUUUACAUUCAUGCUCCUGCAGAGCCAUCCGCACCAGUCGGCUCAAAGGCAGCUGGAGCCCCCAUCAAGUUCACCACCCCGAAGGCACUUAUGACGGUUGAUUCCGUCAGGCGUCCGGUUACUGUUAAGCCUUCGGUUUCUAGGGUCCUGCCGAGCUCAAAGAUCCCCACUCCUGGCACGAGGGUGUCAUCUGCGCCUAAAGGAGUCCUCUUGAAGAAUCCCCCAUCCAAAGACAAGGCAUACAUAGACACAUCUUGUGAUAACCGUCCCCCCCGGGAGUCUGCGACUCUCAAGAAGAGUGGCAGUGCCACCUUGGGCAAGGUGCAGGAGCCUAGAGUUCCUUCUCUCAAGAAGAGCGGCAGUGCUGUCAAGCACAACGCAAAGGUGCCUAAACCUCUGAAGAAGAACAGCAAUACUGCCAAGGGCAAGGCGCGGGAACUUAGUAACAACCAGGUGUUGCCCCCAACCUCGUCUCCAGUCACUCCCCCUACCAAAUUAUAUGCCCCGGACUCGACGUCCCGGCCCGAUGACGUCUCACAUGGUAUUGCUGGUCAACCCCGGACCCUGUCGUCAUCGCCAUCCUUGGAAGUUCUGGAUGUUGCUGUGCAACUCCACUCGUUGGGCGAUCUACGUGAUCCGUUGCCUUCUCUAGAUUCGAUGUCCUGGCUCGACGCCGCAUUGGAUAGUGUUGCCAGUCAACCCCUGUCAUCGUCAUCAUCUUUGGAAGCUCUGGAUGCUGCUGUGCAGUGUCACUCGCUGGGCGAUCUAAAUGACCCGAUGCCUUCCUUGGACUCGAUGUCAUGGCUUGAUGAAUGCCACGAAGUUUCAGGUCAACCUCUUCGCCCGUCGUCUUCCACGGAAGCUUGGGAUGCGGCUGUGCCGCUUUUAUCGCUGGACGAAUUGUGCGGGAUGAUGCCCUCGUUGGACUCGAUGUCCUUCCUCGACAAUGAAGUUCUUCUUGUCCCUCCCUUCAAGAAUCUUGACCGGAAUAAGGCGCGAAGCAUCAAUUGUCACCGAGAACCUCUCCACCCGUCAUCUUCCAUGAAAGCUUUGAAUACUGCUGUGCAGCUUUCAUCGCUGGAUAACUUGUGCGAGACAAUGCCUUCGUUGGACUCGAUGUCCUUCCUUGACGACGAUGCUCUGACGGUCCCUCCCUUCAAGUCUCUUCUCUGGAGCAAGCCUUGA
Messenger RNA from Suillus discolor, 2409 nucleotides. RefSeq lists its product as uncharacterized. The record is from RefSeq and is a predicted model, not a curated record. The transcript is spliced from 6 exons. Lineage: Eukaryota; Fungi; Basidiomycota; Agaricomycetes; Boletales; Suillaceae. Bases 160 to 2409 code for a protein of 749 amino acids.